ACCCGCCACCCACAACGCCCUGAAGCGGUUUGCCUUUGAUUUUAUAGCUCUCAAUAAGCCCCGCCUUAAUAUCAUUCCACGAUGCAGCGUCGUUCGCAUCCACUCGGGCAAUUAUCUCGUUAGGUUUCUUCGAAGUCGUAAUGCUGCUCCUCUGGCCCCCGGUCUUCUGGACCGCUAGGCGAUGGACAAACUUGCCCUCGGCAGUAUUACGUCCUUGAUAAUCCAGACGAAUGUGCGCAUUUGUAUCGUUGUAUAAAGUCCAUUCAUGGUCAGGGAAAUGGGCUGGGAUAAUUGUGAAGGUAUUUAACCAGUCCCUAAAAUGCUUCUUGCCCAUGGCGACUGCGAAUAAAUGUAUCUGUAACGCAAGCUUGAAGUCAAAGAGGAAUUUGGAGGCACCUGAGGCUUUACUAGCGGGUUAAUAUAGGAACGUGUUCAUAAAAUUGGAGUGGAAGGCACUUGUAUACCAUGGCAUUCGUCAUUAUACCGAGGUCCAUUCGUGUUUUGAUCAUGCACCUACAGUGAGUAUCCUGCAGUCAGAUUU
Molecule: messenger RNA, 541 nt
Organism: Aspergillus caelatus
Lineage: Eukaryota; Fungi; Ascomycota; Eurotiomycetes; Eurotiales; Aspergillaceae
Exons: 3
Coding region: 231-419 (62 amino acids)
Source: RefSeq, a predicted model, not a curated record